GAAUACUUGAUUACAUAGUUGAAAAAUGCCCCCUAAAGUUAGUGGUAAAGCAGCCAAGAAGGCCGGGAAGGCCCAGAAAAAUAUUGCCAAAGGCGACAAGAAGAAGAAGCGCAAGAGGAAGGAGAGCUAUGCCAUCUACAUCUACAAAGUAUUGAAGCAGGUCCAUCCCGACACUGGCAUCUCCUCCAAAGCCAUGACCAUCAUGAACAGCUUUGUCAACGACAUUUUCGAGCGCAUUGCCGGAGAAUCGUCUCGUCUCGCCCACUACAACAAGCGUUCUACCAUCACGAGUCGAGAGAUUCAGACGGCAGUUCGUCUGCUGUUGCCUGGUGAGUUGGCCAAGCACGCUGUGUCUGAAGGAACGAAGGCUGUGACCAAGUACACCAGCACCAAAUAAAUGGUCCCAACAUUUCUUAAACAAACGGCCCUUUUCAGGGCCACCAGAUGUUAAAGAAACAAAGAAUCAUAUUGCACUAAAUUUCCUAUUUAUUAUGCGAAUAGUUCAGCAGCAUUCAGACAGAAUCUUAGUCUAAUUGUUUUUUCAUGCACAGACUUAUGGUCAGAACUAAUAAUGUCAAUCAUCGAUAAUUUAACCAAAGCUAGUUGAAAACACUUCCAGACCAUAAUUGUUCAAUAAAAAUAAACGUACGUGAUAACUGUUUGAAAUGUCAAUAUUCAACUAUUCAGGCAAGAUUAAGAAAACUCCGUAUUAAAUUAGAAGCUGUUGAGUUAGCUCUCAUCUCAUUUUACGUUUAACAG
Molecule: messenger RNA, 759 nt
Organism: Daphnia magna
Lineage: Eukaryota; Metazoa; Arthropoda; Branchiopoda; Diplostraca; Daphniidae
Product: histone H2B.3
Exons: 1
Coding region: 26-397 (123 amino acids)
Cellular component (GO): nucleosome
Molecular function (GO): protein heterodimerization activity; DNA binding; structural constituent of chromatin
Source: RefSeq, a predicted model, not a curated record